This is a messenger RNA of Adineta ricciae, 789 nucleotides long. NCBI's taxonomy places the organism in Eukaryota, Metazoa, Rotifera, Eurotatoria, Adinetida, Adinetidae. The record is from the annotation of a GenBank genome assembly.
AUGAAAGCACUUUCACUUGUUCUAACCAUUGUCUCAUUAACGACGCUAACAUGUGCAAUUAUACAAAAUGGUCGAUGUCCCUUUGCACAAUAUGCGUUUAGUGGACUGUCGUGUGCAACAGAAGGAGAUGAUAGUGAUUGCCCAAAUAAUUAUAAAUGCUGUCCGUUGACUAAUGGUAUGAAAUGUUUCAGUCCAUGUCCAGAAUUUGCUCAACCAUGCACUCUUCAAUGUCCGUUUGGUUUUGUCGUUGAUCCAUCACCGUGUACUAGUUGCGAAUGUGCACCUGAUCCAUGUUUAUCGACAGCAUGUCCUUUGGGAACGAAAUGUAUUGUAACAGAUUAUAAACCGUGUGCCAUUCAAGGACGAUGUGGUAAAACGACUGAAUGCGUCAAUGAUCUUUCUAUUGAGGUUGAUCCAACUCCAAAACCUAAAAACUGUCCUCAAUACUGGCCAACAAUGGGCAAUGGCCUACAACAAUGUCAAGGUCCAGAUCGUCUAUGUCCUGGCGAAGAGAAAUGCUGUCAAGCUCCAACAAAUGAUAUAAGUUCUCUUGAUGCACCCAAAAGUUAUUGUGUUCAACCAUGUGACGAUAUUUCCAAUUGUACACUGCAAUGUACAUUCGGCUUGGCUAUUGAUGGUGGCUGUCGAGUUUGUCGAUGUAAUCGUGAUCCUUGCGAAGGUACUGUUUGUGCUCCUGGUCAAAUCUGUCGACCACUACCAGCUCCGUGUGCGCAUUUUCCUGGAAGACCUCCGUGUCCGUUGAUGCCUGUAUGCAUGAAAGAGUUUUGA